Messenger RNA from Nymphaea colorata (pocket water lily), 1286 nucleotides. RefSeq names its product receptor-like protein kinase At3g21340. Bases 1 to 1215 code for a protein of 404 amino acids. Lineage: Eukaryota; Viridiplantae; Streptophyta; Magnoliopsida; Nymphaeales; Nymphaeaceae. The record is from RefSeq and is a predicted model, not a curated record. Gene Ontology annotation, molecular function: ATP binding; protein kinase activity. Gene Ontology annotation, biological process: protein phosphorylation. The transcript is spliced from 7 exons.
AUGAUAAACCUAAACAUUUCGGGCAACAAUCUUGCGGGCAACGCAAGCGCAAACAGCUCAGAGAAGGGGGUGGUGGUUGGACCAACUAUUGGUUCGCUCUUGUUCUUAUUGGUCUUGGUUAUGCUUGCCAUCUUCAUUUCCAAGAAGCGGCCUCGAAAUGCGGUUCCUUGGAGUUCAUCUGUUAAUAGUGGCAAGUCAACGGCUCUUUUAGGACAGGAGAUCAAGAGUUGUUUCUCUCAUGUUGAUAUAGUGGGAAUCACCAACAACUUUGAGAAAGUCAUCGGUGGAGGAGGAUCUGGCAAUGUAUACUAUGGCCGACUUGAAAAUGGUUGUGAAGUUGCUGUCAAGGUACUAAAGAAUUCUCACUCACAAGGAACCAAGGAAUUUGUAGCAGAGGUGAAGCUAUUGAUGACAGUUCACCACAAAUGCUUAGUCUCCUUUGUUGGCUACUGUGAGGAAGGUGCAAAUCUGAUUGUUAUCUAUGAGCACAUGAGUGGUGGGGAUCUAAGGCAGCUGCUGUCAGGAAGGACUAGCACAUCUGCAUUUCUAACAUGGGAGAGAAGACUUCAGGUCGCACUGAGCAUUGCGGCAGGGUUGGACUAUUUGCACUCAGGAUGUAAUCCGCCGAUCAUUCACAGGGAUGUGAAAACAACAAAUAUUCUUUUGAAUGCAAAGAUGGAAGCAAAAGUAGCAGAUUUUGGAUUGUCCAAAGCUGGCAAAAAGGACGAUGUGACGCAUUUAUCAACUGUAGUUGCCGGCACACCCGGAUAUAUUGAUCCUGAGUAUUACUGUACAAACCUACUCACCAAGAAGAGCGACGUCUAUAGCUUCGGUGUGGUUCUAUUUGAGCUCAUAACUGGACGUACUCCAUUGUUCGAUGUAUCCGGAGAGCGUUUCCAUAUAGUUCAAUGGGCAACGGCAAGACUGGUUAGAGGGGACAUCCAGAGUGUUGCAGACCCUAAACUGGGUGCGCAAUAUGAAGUAAACUCCAUGUGGAAAGUUGCAGAUCUAGCAAUGUCCUGCACCUCUCAACAAUCUCAUUCAAGGCCCCGCAUGAGUGAUGUAGCAAUCCAACUGAAGGAGGCCAUCGAGGUAGAGACUUACUAUCGACAGAGGACUGGUUGCUCAUUUGCAGAGGUUCAACAUUCAUCGUCAUCUUCUUAUGAAGUUUCCAGCUCAUUUCCUUCAGCUUCGUUUCUACCACCAGCCAGAUAGUCAUCCACCAAACAUGUCCUGCAAUUAUGAGGCGAUGCAGCCGACAAAUGGGUCACUAAGUGCUUUUAUGA